AUGGCUAGAGCAAAUUCCGCCCUUCCCAUCUGUUUCUUCAAGAUUAUUCUUCAAACCAAUCUUCAAACUAUUAAAAUACCAAACAAGUUUACAAGGAGUCACGGAGCUGGUCUACCAAAUCCAGUGACGAUCAAGCCUCCUGAUGGCACCAAAUGGAAAGUGAUUUGGAGAAACAUCAACGGAGAGGUUUGGUUUCAAGAGGGUUGGAAAAAUUUUACUCAAAAUUACUCUCUACGACAUGGUUGUUUGGUAGUGUUUAAAUAUAAAGAAGGAACUUCAGUGUUAGAUGUAGUAAUAAUUGGCCAUAAUGGAGUAGAAAUUGAUUAUGAUUCUUCAUGUGACAAUUUUGUAAACCUUGACCAUAGUGAUGAUGAAUCAGUUGAGAUUUUGAAUGAAUGGCAUUUUCCGAAGAAGGCUAAACAGCGGUCAACAUUAGCUUCUACUAGACCACUUAAAAAAGUUAAAGGUGAGAUUGAGCAUAUUAGUCAAAGAACUACAUCAUUGAAUAGGCCAUACGAAUCUAGAGCUCGGCAAGUAGCUGAAGAAUUUAUCUCAAGCAAUCCCUUUUUCACAAUUUUGAUCAAGCCUGCUAAUCUGGCUGCAAAACGUCUGAGUGCACCAAAUUUCUCAGGGAUUAUUGAGAACAAGAACAAGAAUGUGAAGCUGCAAGUUGGUAAAAGAUCCUGGAAUCUGAUGUUGCUUCGUUGUUACAAUAAUAACACCAACCGUUGUCUUUCCGCUGGUUGGCUGUCUUUUGCAAGGGAAAGUGGGGUGCAACCAGGAGAUGUUUGCGUCUUCGAACUGAUAAACAAGGAAGAUUUAGUUUUCAAAGUUCAUGUUUUCCAACAGGACUGUUAA
Lathyrus sativus (Indian pea) is the source of this 858-nucleotide messenger RNA. The record is from the annotation of a GenBank genome assembly. Lineage: Eukaryota; Viridiplantae; Streptophyta; Magnoliopsida; Fabales; Fabaceae.